AUGGCCGAUUCGAAGACCGAUUCGAAGACUGCGGCGCCCAGUGCACGAGAAGAAUCUCUCCAUUCCUCGCCAAUCUAUGCAGUCGAUGGGGCCCAGGGGAUCGACUUGGAGCAAUACAGGGCGACUGUGCCUCUAUGGAAGCGGGUCUGGCAGCAUAGCUUGACGCAGAUGAUGCUUUUGAGUGUGCAAGCAUUUUGCGGGCCAGCCAUGGCUGAUGCGAUUGCUGGUCUCGGUGGUGGUGGUCUGGCAACUACUCAGACCUCUAAUAUUUCGACCGCGAUCUUAUAUGCUAUGCUUGCUGUUGUCUGCUUUAUGGGCGGUCCGUUAGUCAACAAACUAGGUGUCAAGUGGGCAUUAGUUAUUGGUGCGGCGUCCUUUCCUAUCCAAGGAUCCGCCUAUUACUGCAACAGCAAGUUUGGUAACCAAUGGUAUCUCAUUCUCAGCGGUGCUAUCAGUGGAAUCGGUACAGCCUGUUGGUAUGUCGCCGAGGCCGGAGCGAUCAUGACGCUCGCGCCUUCUGGUGCUCGUGGUAAAUAUCUGGCUCUGUGGAUCGUGUCUCGAAACCUUGGCCAAUUGGUAGGCGGUGCAAUCAACCUUUCAAAGAAUCAUGUGAAAGGAGCCGAUGGGGGAAUUACUCCCGAUACUUACAUUGCCUUUGUGAUCAUCGAGUGCCUCGCCCUCCCAUUCGCGCUGUUAAUUAGACCAUUCGAACAUGUCGUCCGAUCAGAUGGUACCCGAAUCAUCACGGCGGAGACUCUUUCCACCAAGAUGGAAUUCAAGCGCAUUGCGAAGACGAUGACCUCAAAACUUAUCAUGCUGUCCGCUCUUUGGGCACUUUGGUCAUUCUUCUACAGCGGGUCUUGGUCCACUUACCUAGGGACCUACUUCACCGUUCGUGCCCGCGCCCUGUCAUCUCUGGUCUCGCCCUUCUUCUGCAUCGUCGGUUGCUUUGGUCUCGGCUUCAUCCUCGAUAUGAAACACCUCAGUCAGCGUCGCCGCGCCCAAAUUGGUCUCUUCACCGUCGUGAUUCUUAACGUUGGCGUGUAUAUUUGGUCCAUCAUUAUGCAAGUCAAGUUCAACCACAAUGACCCUGGCAAGGUUGAUUGGGAGGACGGACUCUACCCUUCGUCUUUUCUGCCGUACUUCUUUGUACAGACUACGGGUCCAUUGUCGCAGUCCUACAUGUAUUGGCUUCUGUCAUCAUUUGCAACUGAUGCACAGGAAAACGUCCGCAAUGGUGCUGCGUUCAGAUGUAUCGAAGCAAUUGGCCAGGCUAUUUCCUAUGGCAUGAACACUCAAACUACUGGUGACCCUCUCACUGGCUUCUGCGUGACGUUCGCUCUCCUUGGGGCUGCUUUGGUCCCAAUGAUUAUGCUUGUGAACAUGACACCUGACCGUAUUCCCGCCGAUGUGGUUGCGGAGCAGCAAAAUGCCGCUCGCGAAAAGGGCGAAGAUGCCUAG
This is a messenger RNA of Penicillium canariense, 1461 nucleotides long. RefSeq lists its product as uncharacterized. Gene Ontology annotation, molecular function: transmembrane transporter activity. The record is from RefSeq and is a predicted model, not a curated record. The transcript is spliced from 10 exons. Gene Ontology annotation, biological process: transmembrane transport. NCBI's taxonomy places the organism in Eukaryota, Fungi, Ascomycota, Eurotiomycetes, Eurotiales, Aspergillaceae. The coding region runs from base 1 to 1461 and encodes 486 amino acids.